Molecule: messenger RNA, 2078 nt
Organism: Sipha flava (yellow sugarcane aphid)
Lineage: Eukaryota; Metazoa; Arthropoda; Insecta; Hemiptera; Aphididae
Product: tigger transposable element-derived protein 4-like
Exons: 2
Coding region: 397-1953 (518 amino acids)
Cellular component (GO): nucleus
Molecular function (GO): DNA binding
Source: RefSeq, a predicted model, not a curated record
CCUCCCUUAACGGACACCUCUAAAUAGCGGACACCUCUAAAUAGCGGACGUUUUUUCGGGGACGGGUACAUUUUCACCACUUUUAUAUAGGAAAACCUCUAAAUACAGGACACUCUAAAUAACGGACACUUUUAUGACAUUGAUAUUAGUUAUUUUUAUCUUAAAUUAAGAAUUACUUUAGAAUACCUGAAUAAAAACGUUAUCUUAUGUGUACAUUAUUAUACUGUACAUGAAAAUCUUAUCUGUUCAGUCAUUGAAAUAUUAUCGCGUCAACGAAGUAUUGUAACUAAUGCAUUGUCCUAUGUGCAUUUAGUUGUGUUUGUGGUGCCAACGUUUAUUGUAGUGCGAAUUUAUUUAUUUAACGUAUUGUUUAUACAAACUUUAUUGUAGUGCGCUAUGGCUAGCAAAAGAAAACGAUUAACUUUAAAAGAAAAAAUAGACAUUCUGGAAUUUCGAACAUCAAAUACAAUGGGCGUUCGUGCAUUAGCAGACAAAUUUAGUGUUAGUAAAACACAAAUUGCUGAUAUUAUAGCAAAUAAAGACGCUCUUUACAAAACUUGGGCUGAAAAUGGAGAAGAGAAACGGAAAUGGACAAAGCUACAAAAAACAGAAACCUCUAUAAUCAACAAUGAAGUAUUAAACUGGUUUUCAAAAUUACGAGAAAAAAAUCUUCCUGUUUCAGGACCGAUGCUUCAAGAAAAAAGUAAGCAAAUCGCUGAAAUGCACGGAUUCGAUUUUAAAGGCUCUAAUGGCUGGCUUGAAAAAUUUCGGAAAAGAAAUAAUAUUUCUUUUAAAUCAGUUUGUGGUGAAGCAGCAAGUGUUGAUGAAGAAGCCGUUGAUAACUGGAAAGCAAAAAUACCCGAAAUUAUAGCAAACUACGCAGAAUGCGAUAUUUUUAAUGCAGAUGAAACGGGAUUGUUUUAUAGAGUUCUACCAGAUAAAACCAUGGCGUUUAAAAAUGAGAUAUGUACUGGAGGAAAAAUUUCAAAAGAACGUUUAACUGUACUCUUGUGUACUAACAUGUUAGGUGAGUUUGAACGGCCACUCGUCAUAGGCAAAGCUAAACGUCCACGAGCCUUCAAAAAAUUGGAUAUUAACAACUUUCCCGUCAAUUGGUUUUGGAACAAAAAAGCCUGGAUGACGACUGAAAUAAUGACUGAGUGGCUUAUGAAAUUUGAUAACAGAAUGGGUCAAAAUAAAAGAAAAGUUUUACUAUUUUUAGACAACGCGGCUCCUCAUCCACAUUUAAAAAUGAAAAAUAUUGAACUUGUGUUUUUUCCACCUAACAUGACUUCUCAUUGCCAACCGCUUGACCAAGGAGUAAUCCAUCAGUUUAAGAAAUUAUAUCGUACGCAAUUGUUACGUAAAGCUGUUGCCGAUUUGGAUGCCAAUUCAAGUCAACCUAUCAACAUAAUGGAUGCAAUUUACUGGGUGUCUUCAUCUACAAAAAACAUUCAACCCGAAACAGUGAAGAAAUGCUUUUUGCGGUCUGGCUUUAGGCACCGUGAUAACAAUGUUACAGACGUUGAUGAUCUACUUACACCAAUAGAAGAACUUGGCAAUCUUAUUAAAGUGAUUGACAAUACAAUUACGGAAAAUGACUACAUAACACUAGACGAUUGCGUAGAGACUUACGACGCCGAUAUCGAAAAUUCAUCUGAUACUACGAGCAUGUCUACCCAAAAUGAAGAAGAAAGUGAUGAAGAAAAUGAUGGGUCCGAGGAUCAAGAAAUUCCAAAAAUAAGAAGUCUACGAGAGGCAUUGCUAGCAGUAAAAGACAUACGUACAUAUAUUUCUUCUAUCGAGGUACAGAAUAGUUCAUUGUUCUCAAACACAAUCCAAUUAGAAAAUGCCUUAACAUACGAAAUAACUACGCCUGCAAUUAGUAAACAAACUAAAAUGACGAUGUACAGCGACAAUGACAACGCUAUGGUAUGGAAAUUAUCGUUGUGAACCCAGUUUCAAUAGCGUAUAUAAUACGCGGAUUAUUCUCCCGGCCCACUUCGUUCAACAAGCCAAAUUAUUACAUGUUACGAUUGAAUUUGUCGGACGUCAAUUUCAAUGAAACGGCGACCGUC